This is a messenger RNA of Atta colombica, 677 nucleotides long. Its product is annotated as vegetative cell wall protein gp1-like. Bases 165 to 584 code for a protein of 139 amino acids. The record is from RefSeq and is a predicted model, not a curated record. NCBI's taxonomy places the organism in Eukaryota, Metazoa, Arthropoda, Insecta, Hymenoptera, Formicidae. The transcript has 2 exons.
UGCGGAGCAACAAAGUGUGUUUUUCAGAGUAAAAUUUUAUUUCAAUUGAUGAGAAUCAAUCGGUCAUUGAAAUCAUCAGUUGAAACACAUCAAGAAUUUCCUGGAUUUGCUGCGAUGCUAGCCUAUAAACGAGGCGAUACGGCGAGCAGUUGAAGUGAUCAAAAAUGUCGCAACAACAUCCGUCGAGACCAUCCGGAGGAGGUCAUGUGCCUCCGGGUAGCUGGUCAGGACGGUCUAAUGCGCCGAGAGCACCGAGUCCCUUCAGGCCCGCUUCGCCAUAUACACCUUCAUCAUCGCCAUAUCCGCAAGGACGAAUACGCGGGCCUCCGACUCCAGUCCAUCCAGCUCAUCCUAUGUCGCCACUUGUUUAUCCUGGAAUAAUGAUGCACCCGAUGAGUCCGGUGCCGAUCGGAAUGCCAAUCUCACCCGGGAUGUCACCCGUCUUCGGCUGCCCGACUUCUGGUUACAUCCAGUGCCCAAGGCCACGAUGGCCUUCGCCGAUUCCUACGGGUAGUCAAGUGCCAAGGCCAUUCAUACCGACGCAGGUAUAUGUUGUUGUAACACGAAGAAUGACAGAUCGAUAGUAAUGUGUCGUAGACGUAUGUUCACAUUGCGUGUUGCAGUACUCGUAAGGUUAUUUAGACUCGAGUGUCAUCCAAAUUGUAACACAAAUAAUC